Molecule: messenger RNA, 738 nt
Organism: Ochotona princeps (American pika)
Lineage: Eukaryota; Metazoa; Chordata; Mammalia; Lagomorpha; Ochotonidae
Gene: PRR13
Product: proline rich 13
Exons: 4
Coding region: 131-544 (137 amino acids)
Cellular component (GO): nucleoplasm
Source: RefSeq, a predicted model, not a curated record
AAUUAGGUGCUCACAGAGGCGGUUCCAAGAAGUAUUGAUUAGGGGUGACAAGGAAGGGAGAACCGAGAUUGGGAAGGAGGCGACUCGAGUGUGGUCGGCGGUGGUAAGGUUGCGGGUAACGCCUGAAAACAUGUGGAAUCCCAACUCGGGACAACCAGGGCCAAAUCAAUACCCUCCCCCAGCCGGCUGCUACCCGGGAGGUCCCAAUCCACCACCCCCCUGCAAUCCGGCUUUUCCUCCGGGUCCCCAUCCCCCUCCAGGACCUCCCCACUGCAAUCCAGCUUUCCCCCCAGGUGGGCCUCAUCCUCCUCAUCAUCCUCCUCAUCAUCAUCCUGUGCCACAGCCAGGAUGUCCAGGCUGCCAUCCUCCAGGUCCCCACCCUGCUCCCUACCCGCCUGGCCCCGGCAUGCCUCCUGGGCCAGGAAUGGUGAUGGAUAAGAAGAUGCGCAAGAAAAUGAAGAAAGCUCACAAGAAGGCACACAAACACCACAAACAUGGCAAGCACUCCUCCUCCUCCUCCUCCUCCAGCAGUGAUUCUGACUGAAUGCAGGGCCCGGACCCUCCCCUCAAGCCUCACCAGUUCUGCUCUCCCGCCAAGCUUCAGAUGCCAUGUUGUCCUGGGCUCCAUAGCCCCGGGUCCUGCACCCCCGCAACCCACCCCGCCUGAGCCUUUCUUUACCCUGCUGUUCCGGGCCCCCGACUGCCUAGGGAAAAAAACAGGAAGAAGAUCGACAAGGG